AUGGCUGAACAGAACUCUUCUGCCGCCGUGGACCAGACCCCCAUCUCGCCGGUGCGCCCUACUAAUCCUGUGCGACGCGACUCUCUAGAGCAGCACCUGCAGAACCGGCCCAACCGUGAGGAGCUUGUGCAGAAGAACAUCCUGCCUGACUCAACAGCAGCUCCAGGCCUGCAGGCCCAUCAGAAGCAGCUCGAGAAGAGCAUGCGCGCAGAUUCUCUCAACGACAAAAUCUCGCACCGGCCGUCCCCCGAGGAGCUGAUCAAGAAGGGCGUGCUCGACGAGGAUCCGCGGUCGGCUGAGGAGCGGUACGAGGAGGCCAUUGAAGAGGAAUAUGCUAAGCGGGAGGGUGGUGCUUGA
Molecule: messenger RNA, 357 nt
Organism: Sporothrix schenckii 1099-18
Lineage: Eukaryota; Fungi; Ascomycota; Sordariomycetes; Ophiostomatales; Ophiostomataceae
Product: RPEL repeat protein
Exons: 2
Coding region: 1-357 (118 amino acids)
Source: RefSeq, a predicted model, not a curated record